Molecule: messenger RNA, 4894 nt
Organism: Hydra vulgaris (swiftwater hydra)
Lineage: Eukaryota; Metazoa; Cnidaria; Hydrozoa; Anthoathecata; Hydridae
Biological process (GO): regulation of transcription by RNA polymerase II; negative regulation of DNA-templated transcription
Cellular component (GO): transcription regulator complex; histone deacetylase complex
Molecular function (GO): transcription corepressor activity
Source: RefSeq, a predicted model, not a curated record
UGAGCUGUAUUUUCUGCAGCAAGUCUGUUUUCAGACUAGAAGAUCAGGGAGUCAUAUAUGGUACCUGACAAUAUUGCAGCAAGCAUUGACAAAAGCUCAAAUAUGCUCUUUUUAAUUUAAGACUUGCAGCUGGAGUUUAAAGUUGUUAAAGACAUUUCUGCAAAAGCUAGCUGGGUUGAUAUUUUUGUAUUGAUAUAAGAUUUUGAGCUAGAUUAUUUUAAAAAAUGUUUUCAACUUAAACUUGAUGAGUUUUAAAAAAAGUUUUUUGAUACAAAUUAUAUAAUGGCUGGUGGGUUACCCACCAAAGAUAUGUUCCAAAGCUUGUUUGAAAAUAGGAUUGGCAGUAGUUUUUGCAAUAGAGAUAUUAAUGAAAAUAUAUUUGGAGAAAUGAGAGGAAUAAAUAAUAAAGGUAGUCCAGAUUCAGGAUGGAUGUUUCCUGGUUUAAUUAAUCCUGAACUAUUUCCAGCAUUUUUUAAUAAUCCAAUACCUACACAGAGCUCAGUUUUUAAUAUGCCUAACAAACAAUUCAUUGAGAAAAGCCCUCAAGACACAAGGAAUCAAGAGUUUACUCAUUCUUCUCAAUUUACUCAUCAUAAUCUAUUUAACAAUCCAGAUGGACAUUUACAAAAUAAAACAAAGUUGUAUGAACUGAACAAUAGAAAACAUCAGCAAGUUUUUGAAAAUCGUCAGGAAAAAUGUCAGAAUAAUUUAUUUGGCUAUAAAUUUUCAGAUGUUCCGUCUGGUUAUCAAAAUGGAUUUCAUCUUUACUCUGAACCAUCUGGUAUUCAUAAUGCUCAUUUGAAGUCCGCUUUUAGCUACUCCAUUUCACCAAAUAACGUACGAGAGCGUCGCUUGAGUUCAUCAAGUGAUAAUAUGAAACAAGAUAUCACAGUUACUGCAGGCACUCCUGUAACAGAAUCACGUGGGAUUCCAGAAUCAUACAUUCAACAGCAUCAUCAAAAGCAGUUUCAUUACAAUAUGAGAAGCCCAAUGUUUACAAACAAUGAUUCACAACAAAUGCAAAUUGCCUUUGCAACUGCUGCAGCUCAAAUGAGCUAUCUUUCUUUACUAAAAAAUAAUGAUAAGUUUUUGUUAAAAAGUCAGUCACAAAAUAACCAGGAUUUAAUGCGUAAAUAUCCUGAUAUGUACACUUUUAAUCCAUUAGUUUCACCUGUAGAACAAAAUAACAAUCACCAAAAUGUAGAUGUUUUGAAUAUAAAAACUGUAAACUCAAACAAUAAACCAAGUAAUGAGUUAUAUGCAAAUACUGAAAAAUCUCGUUUAUCAGUAGAUUGUAACAUUUCUACUCCAUCUAGUUAUAAGUUUGCCUCAUCAACAGCAGGUAUCCAGCACGUUGCAGAAACUGUAUUGUCUCAUGCUGAUGAAAAGUCAAAUCAAAGCAUUCCAAUAACAACUCCAAUAACAUGUUCUGUAAAAGUUUUUAAUGGUAAUGAUGCAGAUUCAGAAACAAUGAGAAAAUCAACAAGACCAAGUCACCUAGGGUCUAAUUUUGUUCCACAAACACAAUUUCUUUCUGUUAAUGUUAGUCAUGGUACGCCAGGAUCUGAUAAAGAUAGUAACACUUCUUCAGUAAGUCCUGUGCAGAAUAGCCCCUAUGGAAAUUCAGAACGUCAAAGCAGUCGAACACCUAGUCCUCAAUCAGAUCGAUCUAAGUUAAAAACAGAGAAUACUUGUUUGCAAUGUCAAAAACAUUUCAGUAGCUCAAGUGCAUUAGCUAAGCACAAACUCAUACAUAGUGAUGAACGUAAAUAUGUUUGUCAUAUAUGCUCUAGAGGCUUCAAACGUCAAGACCAUUUAAAUGGUCAUAUGAUUACCCAUAGAGAUAAAAAGCCUUAUGAGUGCCACUUUCCAGAAUGUAGGAAAAGUUAUUGUGAUAUGCGGUCAUUAAAAAGACAUCUUGAAAACAAUCACGGUAGUCCUAUUGGUGGAGCAACACCAGGGUAUUUGGCUGAAAAUUCAACUUUAUACCCAGCUUUUCCAACUGUAUCUAGAUCUAGUGAUAUAAUUCAUAGACCAUAUUUGAAAGUAGAAUCAGAUAAACGUCCUCAAUCAAAUGAACCUGUUCGCCCAUCUAGUGCCCCAACUGCAGCCCCAGAGCCACAACGUAUAAUAAGAACUAGACGUAGCAGCAGUGUUGAAGAUCAUAGUAUGAGCCUUGAUCCUGAUUUGUUAAAAGAGUUUGAUUUACGGAAAAAAUCAAGACAAAUGGCUAAAGAACUUCGUGAUCAUGAACCAAUACAGUUAGGUAGUUUUUCUCAGUCGAAUUCGUGUGCAACCUCAAAUCAUUUUAUUAUGUCAACAGGUGUAUCAACUUCAACUGAGGCUAGUUACUCAAGAAACAAUGAUUAUGCUAGAAGUAGUGAAAAAUAUGAACAAAGAAGUUUUGAACACCAUCAAAUACCCCAUGUUACACAUAGUAAAAUAUUUUCACCAGGACGAGUCAUAACUCACCAAGAAAACAAUCAUAACUUGUCAAAAGAUAAAACUGAUUAUGUACAAGCCCAUUUUCCAAGUAUUUCUCAAAAUAUGCCACCUCAGUUGAAUCCUCGUUUUGCAUGGCACCCACAUUAUUCAGGAAAUCGUCAAAUUCAAUCCCCUUGCACAUCAAUGCCCUAUCUCAUGACUAAACCUGUAUUUAGACCUUAUUCUCCUCAUGGUUUGUGUCGAUCGCAUGAUGACUUUCCUUCUAUGCCUAGAAAUGAAGCAUCUACACCUAACAAAAAUGAUCAUGAUCCAGGGGAACAGGCUGUGAGUACAUUUCUUCAAAUGCAAUAUUUUUUGAAAGAAAGUUAUGCUCUUGGACACAAAAAUCACACACCAACCGAUCCUACUGCUAUUGCUAUAGCUACUGCAAAAGAGCAUAUUGACUACAGACAACCUUUUCAUGCAGCAAGAGAUAGCUACUAUGGCAUUCAACCUUACAAUGCAGAGUGGCAGACUGUUACAAAGAAUGAUCCAAGUGUGCAAGAUGCCAGUUAUCACUCAUUUUAUCAUAAGCAACAAUUAAACUCACAAACAGAAAGUAAAAAAGAUAGUUACCAAGCAAGUCAAAGUACAUCAAAUCAAUCACAAUAUUCACUUUUUAACGUAAAUGAUCGAAACAUAGAACCAUUUAAAGUGAAUAAAGAAAGCAAUGUAGAACAUCGCCUUGGAUAUACUUUACAACAGUCAAAUGAUAAAAUUAGACAAUUUGAUCAAUCAAAAAAUUUUGAUCCGUUGUAUAUAACUGUAAAUCAUAGUCUUGUACCCCCACGUCAAAACAAUCAGCCUGCAUUUGAGUCUAAGGUUAAAAUAGAUGAAACUUUUAAUCAUAUAACCUCACCAGUGUCUCCAAAUAAAAAGCGCUCUCGUCCUAGUCCAAUUGUCAUUCCUGUGCUAACCAAUCGAUCAAAUUUUACUGGACCAUCAUCACCAACAUGUGGUUUUCAAAGCGUCGCAAAAGCAGUAUAUACUCCUCCUGCUAUGUUAAGCCCACAAAGUAUUUUUUUUAAUCCCCAAGCCACUCCCAAAAAUGUUGUUCCACAAGCUCCAGCUCGGUAUCUUUUAUCAUCUAGGAGAAGCACAAGUAUAGAUCAGCGUGAUUUAUCAGUUACUACAAAAGCAUCGCCAGAAGACCAAGGAGUACCUGAGAUUCAUGAGCCAAAAAUUAAUAUUGGUAUUCAGUUUCAAGCAGCCCUGCCAAAUAUUUCGGAUCGUUCUGAUGCCCAAAAAGAUAUUCAUCGUGCAAGUCUCAUGUGGUCUCCACUUAAAGCAGAUGUGUCUAAAGAUGCAGAAGUGGAUUCCUAUUUGGAGAUGGCAUGCUCACUUGGCUUAUAUGGCGGAUCUAAUAACAAAGAGUAUGCUUUGCAUAUUUUACAAAGAACAAGAGGCAAUGUUAAAGAAGCUGUACGAUUAUUAUUAUCAAGACGACAUAUACUUCGUGCUGAUGAUCCAAAUGCAGAUUAUCACUAUUCUGGUUCUGUAAGGUGGACAGCUAAAGAGAGGUUAACAUUUCGGCAAGCAUAUCGAACAAAAGGAAAGCUUUUCAGUGCGAUUCAGGCAGAUGUGGGAACUAAAUCUGUGUAUUUAUGUGUUGAGUUUUAUUACUUAUGGAAAGCAAUGCAUCCAGAAAGUUUUCGAGCUAGAACUCGAGCAGUUGAGGUGGAAUCUGAUCAGGAUGAUGAAGAGGUUCCUCCAACACCAACAGCUGCUGUAGCACCACUUAGUACUUUGCGUGAACCAGUAUUUGAAUGUGACUAUCCUGAGUGUCGAGCAAGGUUUGUUUCCCGGCAAGCACUGAAUGGACAUAUACGUAUACAUGGUGGCAGUUUUAUGAAGCCUACAGAUGCACGUCGUUCUAAACCAAAAGUAUCAGGACAUUCUACUGUUCUUGAUGACUCCACGUCACCUUCCAAUUCGAAAAAAAAAAAAAAUACCCCUACAUCAGUCAUCGUAACAAGCAAAGGAGAAGCUCCAUUGCUUCAGUUCCAAUGCAAAGUUUGUGGGAGAGUCUUCAGCAAAGUCAAAAGUCGAUCUGCCCAUAUGAAGACGCAUGUAAAAAGGGAUGAAAACAAUAAACCUAUUAAACAAAUUAAAAGUAGUCCUGCUAACUCUACAGCAGUCUUUUGCUAACACUUAAUGGUUUUUUUUAAUCCUACAGUAGUUGCUGUAAGUUUUUCAGCUGAUCCAACAACCAAACUUUUUACUUCAGCUAUUUCCACAACUCAGUAAUAAAAAAUAAAAUUUUCUAUGCGAGAAACAUUUUUAGGUGCAAGGAGUUAAAUUAGACUUAAGCUUAGCUUGAUCAGUUUUAUAUGAAUUAAACGAAACUUUAUAUAUAUGCAUAUAUAUAAAUAAAUAUAUUAUAAAUGUACAUUUUGAUGACCUAUAUAUA